This is a messenger RNA of Oncorhynchus gorbuscha (pink salmon), 1247 nucleotides long. Its product is annotated as collagen alpha-1(XIX) chain-like. The annotation marks the transcript as partial. NCBI's taxonomy places the organism in Eukaryota, Metazoa, Chordata, Actinopteri, Salmoniformes, Salmonidae. The transcript is spliced from 11 exons. The record is from RefSeq and is a predicted model, not a curated record.
CAUUCUCACUUUUAUUUCUUUACAAGUGUACUUUGGAAUAGCUACCGACUAUUUUUCCAAACAUGCGUUCAUAAACGUUCAUGGAUUGAUGCGUUUUUAUGCUGGAGGAAACUUUCUCACCAAUUGUUUUGAAGGAGUAUUUUCUCUUGCAUCAGAGAAGACAAGACAUGAGUUGCUUGCUAAAAUGGGCAGCUUUCCUCUGGAUCGCACAUACCAUUCCCUGCACUGUUGGAAUGGCAUUGAACGAAAGAAUAGACAACUCUAGAUGUCCUCCAUUGAAAGUAGACAAGGACCUGUUUUCCUACAGUUUAAAUGGUCCACAGCCAGAAUUCACCGGUUUUGAUCUGACAGAAAAGUUUCUCCUGAGAAAGGGGGCAUUGACAGAGAAGCGGCCAUCAUUCCGGCUGGGGAGCAGCCCCCUCAUCAAGCCAACAGAAUUGGUGUUCCCCAAUGGUCUGUCCAGUGAAUAUUCUCUAGUUACCACCUUCCGGCUGAGGAAAACCACAAAGAAAGACCGCUGGUAUCUGUGGCAGAUAUUCGACCAGACGGGAGGUACCCAGGUGUCUGUAGUGUUGGACGGUGCUAAACGAGCAGUGGAGUUCUCAGCCCGGGGCCUUCUGAAGAACAGCCUCCACUACACCUUUAAGAGCCGAGACCUGCACACCCUGUUUGACCGCCAAUGGCACAAGCUGGGUGUGGCGGUCCAGAGCAGCAUCGUCUCCGUUUACAUGGACUGUAAACUAAUAGAGAGGAGGCUGACAGACGAGAAGGAUGAAAUCGACCCCAGCGGAUAUACGCUGAUUACAACCCGGAUGGAGGAUGGACGGCCUGUAGAUAUCGAACUGCAACAAAUCCUGAUCUACUGUGACCCAUACCUGGCUGAGAUGGAGAACUGCUGUGAGCAGGCAGGAUCUACGUGUGAGCCUAGCAGGGAGGGCCCUGGUGCUGGAGGGGUGACUCCCAAUCCCUUGGAUACAGAUGGAGCAGGCCAGCUCCCCCGGAUGCUCUCCCAGCCCGUCCAGCCAGCUCGGGUCCAGCGGGUCCAGCAUUCCAGCAGUGACAGAUGUCAAUGUUCAGCAGAGAAGGGUGAUCAAGGUCUACCAGGCUUGGCAGGACUUCCAGGACAGAAAGGCGAUCAAGGAGACAAGGGAGAGACCAGGAAAGAUGGGUUCCCUGGAAACUCAAGCCAGAAGGGUGACCAGGGUGGUUCUGGCUCACCAGGUCUGGAUGGUAUUCCUGGACAGAAG